UCAAAUGCCCUUCGUUUCGUCUUCCUAUUCGUCCGUUCGUCCGUACUGAUCUAUCAACCGUCCGUCCAAUAGUCUGGACGCUCGCUGGUUAUCGACCCUGUGAAUAUCGGAUACUCGGAGAGGAGGAAUAUUUCUUUAAUUACAAUCACCAUUUCGCAUAAAAGUCUGAAAAGAAAUACCUCAUCCUCUUUUGAACAACUGCCCAGCAAUCGAAAAGGGAAAAUCUUGGCGCAACUAUUAUGGCUGGGCUUUAUCAUGAUCAGUUCGGGCGUAAGGUAGCCAAAAUCCAGCUCCUUCUCAUCAAUCCGAACUCUACCUCGACUUUCACUCAAGAUGUGGCUAGGCAUCUCCACCCUCGCCUUCCAACUGAUGUCGGAAUAACUUUUUAUACCCCUCCUCCAGAGGCGCCAGCUAGUAUAGAUGGCCCACUGGAUGGGAUAGUUUCUACUGCGGUCAUUCUCAAGGAUCUUGAGCUUCAGCCCAAAGGCCAAGCUGUUAACGCUCCUGAAGACAGUAGUGGGGCGUCAAGGCUUGCUACUAGCUAUUCAGGUAUCGUGGUGGCGUGCUUUUCAGCGCACCCACUAGUGCCUGUUUUGAAAGAGCUUCUUGCGGGGUAUGAUAAACCUCCACCAGUGCUGGGCAUAUUAGAAUCAAGUGUGCUGGCAGCAUUACAACUUGGACCAACCUUUGGUAUCGCUACUACAGGCCCCCAAUGGGAACCCCUCUUUGACGAGGCAGUUCGUGCGAUGGGCAUAUCUCCAACCCGCUAUACCGGAACCAAAGGCACAGGUUUCAAUGCGGUCAGUUUGCAUGGCGAUAAGCCGGCCGAAGCCUUAUUAGAGGCCUCUUGUUUCCUAGUCCAAAAGGGUGCUAGGGUCAUUAUUCUCGGCUGUGCCGGCAUGGCGCCCAUGCGGGCAUCCUUGCAAGAGCAGUUAGCCGACAGGGUGGGCCAAUCGGUGGCAGUAAUAGAUGGAGUAUCUGCUGCAGUGGAUAUGGCCAUAGGGUAUGCGAGGAUGGGAAUUGGUAGGACUUUUGGUCCUGACUUGAGCGAGAACUCCCCGACGACUUGAUUGUUGAGCAAGGAACCCCAGGAGCCUAACGGUGCACGAAUGGAGAGACCUCAUCAGGACCACGAUUUCUUUCUUGGGAAGUAAGCGCCAUUUGGUUUAUUUAAAGUACGCAAGAUGCAUCUUGAGCCAACGAGACCCCUUCUUUUCGUUCACUGUCUGUACUUUUUACGCCAUACACCUUCUUUUGAGUAUCAUGAUGCAAAAUAAUAAUAUAUCAG
Molecule: messenger RNA, 1288 nt
Organism: Cryptococcus deneoformans JEC21
Lineage: Eukaryota; Fungi; Basidiomycota; Tremellomycetes; Tremellales; Cryptococcaceae
Product: nitrogen metabolism-related protein, putative
Exons: 3
Coding region: 240-1070 (276 amino acids)
Source: RefSeq, a predicted model, not a curated record